Messenger RNA from Tachyglossus aculeatus (Australian echidna), 15049 nucleotides. It is a transcript of the gene HERC1, whose product is annotated as HECT and RLD domain containing E3 ubiquitin protein ligase family member 1. Gene Ontology annotation, molecular function: protein binding; ubiquitin-protein transferase activity. Bases 98 to 14740 code for a protein of 4880 amino acids. The record is from RefSeq and is a predicted model, not a curated record. The transcript has 78 exons. Lineage: Eukaryota; Metazoa; Chordata; Mammalia; Monotremata; Tachyglossidae.
CUGCCGCAGCAAUAAAGGACGCGGCCGCCGCCUCCUCCUCCCGGCCGCCCUCCGGCUUGCACCCGCUCACGGACUAAAUGGCAAAAUAGGACUCAGCAUGGCAGCCAUGGUCCCGCCAGUGAAACUGAAAUGGCUCGAGCAUUUGAACAGCUCCUGGAUCACAGAAGACAGUGAAUCCAUCGCUACAAGAGAAGGAGUCUCCGUCUUGUAUUCCAAACUCCUCAGCAAUAAAGAAGUAGUACCCCUGCCUCAACAGGUCUUGUGCCUCAAAGGACCCCAGCUACCGGAUUUCGAACGCGAUUCUCUCUCGAGCGAUGAACAGGACCACUAUUUGGAUGCCCUUCUUAGCAGCCAGCUGGCACUGGCUAAGAUGGUUUGUUCGGAUUCCCCAUUUGCCGGAGCCCUUCGGAAACGACUGCUCGUCCUGCAACGCGUUUUUUAUGCACUUUCUAAUAAGUACCACGACAAAGGCAAAGUGAAGCAGCAGCAGCAUUCGCCCGAGAGCAGUUUUGGUUCAGCGGACGUCCAUUCCGUUAGCGAACGUCCCCGAUCCAGUACGGACGCCCUCAUAGAGAUGGGGGUCAGAACCGGACUGAGCUUAUUGUUUGCACUACUCAGGCAGAGUUGGAUGAUGCCCGCUUCCGGACCCGGCCUCAGCCUUUGCAACGACGUGAUCCACACCGCCAUCGAAGUUGUGAGUUCUUUGCCACCGUUAUCGCUAGCCAACGAGAGCAAAAUUCCACCCAUGGGUUUGGACUGCUUAUCCCAAGUCACGACGUUUCUCAAAGGGGUCACGAUCCCCAAUUCGGGGGCGGACACUUUAGGCCGGAGACUAGCAUCUGAGCUGCUUCUCGGCUUGGCGGCCCAACGCGGGUCACUGAGGUACCUUCUGGAAUGGAUUGAGAUGGCUCUGGGCGCCUCAGCGGUUGUCAGUGCCAUGGAGAAAAGCAAACUGGUGCCAAGCCUGGAGGGGAUGAUCAGCUUUGACUGCUUUAUGAACAUUUUAAUGCAGAUGAGGCGCUCUUUGGGUUCAUCUGCUGAUCGGAGUCAGUGGAGGGAGCCAACAAGAACUUCUGAUGGUUUAUGCUCUCUCUAUGAGGCAGCUCUGUGUUUAUUUGAAGAGGUUUGCCGAAUGGCCUCUGAUUACUCGAGAACCUGUGCUAGCCCAGAUAGCAUACAAACCGGUGAUACACCCAUCGUUUCUGAAACUUGUGAAGUGUAUGUUUGGGGUAGUAAUAGCAGUCAUCAGUUGGUAGAGGGUACCCAAGAGAAAAUACUGCAGCCUAAACUGGCACCAAGUUUUUCUGAUGCACAGACAAUUGAAGCUGGACAAUAUUGCACUUUUGUAAUUUCUACGGAUGGUUCUGUUAGAGCCUGUGGUAAAGGCAGCUAUGGGAGAUUAGGACUUGGUGACUCCAAUAAUCAAUCUACCUUGAAAAAGUUGACAUUUGAACCUCACAGAUCCAUUAAAAAAGUGUCGUCUUCUAAAGGAUCGGAUGGUCACACAUUAGCUUUUACAACAGAAGGGGAAGUCUUUAGUUGGGGCGAUGGUGAUUAUGGAAAAUUGGGACAUGGAAAUAGUUCAACCCAAAAAUAUCCGAAGCUCAUCCAGGGGCCUCUUCAAGGAAAGGUAGUGGUUUGUGUGUCAGCUGGAUACAGACAUAGCGCAGCCGUCACUGAAGAUGGUGAAUUGUAUACUUGGGGAGAAGGCGACUUCGGAAGAUUAGGACAUGGAGACAGCAACAGCCGGAACAUUCCAACUUUAGUCAAAGACAUUAGCAAUGUAGGAGAGGUCUCCUGUGGCAGCUCACACACAAUUGCCUUGUCCAAAGAUGGAAGAACUGUCUGGUCUUUUGGAGGAGGAGACAAUGGCAAACUUGGCCAUGGUGAUACCAACAGAGUGUAUAAACCUAAAGUCAUAGAAGCUUUACAAGGAAUGUUCAUUAGAAAAGUUUGUGCCGGGAGCCAGUCUUCACUUGCUUUGACAUCCACAGGACAGGUCUAUGCUUGGGGCUGCGGUGCUUGUCUAGGCUGCGGUUCUUCAGAAGCUACUGCUUUAAGACCUAAGCUUGUUGAAGAAUUGGCAGCUACAAGAAUCGUGGAUAUCUCUAUCGGAGACAGUCACUGCUUAGCCCUUUCUCAUGAUAAUGAAGUUUAUGCUUGGGGUAACAAUUCUAUGGGGCAGUGUGGUCAAGGGAAUUCCACGGGUCCUAUUACUAAACCAAAGAAAGUAAGUGGUUUAGAUGGAGUAGCAAUUCAGCAGAUUUCAGCUGGAACGUCGCAUAGUCUGGCAUGGACUGCUCUUCCCAGGGACAGACAAGUUGUCGCAUGGCACCGACCUUAUUGCGUAGAUCUCGAAGAGAGUACUUUUUCACAUCUGCGUUCGUUCCUUGAGCGAUAUUGUGAAAAAAUCAACAGUGAAAUUCCUCCUCUUCCCUUCCCCUCAUCAAGGGAACAUCACAGUUUUCUUAAAUUGUGCCUCAAGUUGCUGUCAAACCAUCUUGCCCUUGCUCUUGCUGGAGGAGUAGCUACGAGCAUUCUUGGAAGGCAAGCUGGGCCACUUCGCAAUUUACUCUUUAGACUGAUGGAUUCCUCUGUCCCAGAUGAAAUACAAGAGGUUGUAAUUGAGACUCUGUCAGUUGGGGCGACGAUGCUGCUACCUCCCUUAAGAGAGCGAAUGGAAUUAUUGCAUUCUCUUCUACCCCAGGGACCUGACAGAUGGGAAAGCCUAUCUAAAGGACAGAGAAUGCAAUUGGAUAUUAUCCUGACAAGUUUACAGGAUCAUACACAUGUAGCCUCCCUACUUGGUUAUAGUUCACCCUCCGAUGCUCCUGAAGCAUCCUCAACUUGCAUUAGCUAUGGAACCCUGUCUGACCAACCCUACGGCCCGCCAAGCAGUCAUCCGGAUACUCAUCUGGCAGAAAUUUUAAUGAAGACUCUUCUAAGAAAUCUGGGAUUUUAUACAGAUCAAGCAUUUGGUGAAUUGGAAAAAAACAGUGAUAAAUUUUUACUUGGGACAUCGUCGUCUGAAAACAGCCAGCCCGCUCAUCUUCAUGAAUUGCUGUGCUCUUUGCAGAAACAACUGUUGGCGUAUUGCCAUAUCAACAGUGUUAGUGAGAAUUCUAGCAGUGUGGCACUGCUACACAAACAUCUUCAGCUCUUGCUGCCCCAUGCCACAGACAUCUAUUCACGCUCUGCAAAUCUCCUGAAGGAAAGUCCUUGGAAUGGCAGUGUUGGGGAAAAACUGAGAGAUGUAAUUUACGUAUCCGCUGCCGGCAGCAUGCUCUGCCAGAUUGUUAACUCUUUACUUUUACUGCCCGUGUCAGUGGCUCGGCCCCUGUUGAGUUACCUUCUGGAUCUUUUACCACCUCUCGACUGCCUUAAUAGACUGUUGCCCGCUGCUGCACUUUUAGAAGACCAAGAGCUACAGUGGCCUCUUCACGGUGGUCCAGAGCUGAUUGACCCCGCGGGAGUGCCGCUACCCCAGCCUGCUCAGUCUUGGGUGUGGCUCGUAGAUCUGGAGAGAACCAUCGCUCUGCUUAUUGGACGGUGCCUUGGCGGCAUGCUUCAGGGCUCUCCGGUCUCUCCGGAGGAACAAGACACCGCGUAUUGGCUGAAAACACCACUUUUCAGUGACGGCGUAGAGAUGGAUACUCCUCAUUUAGACAAGUGCAUGAGUUGCCUGUUGGAUGUAGCCCUUUCCGGAAAUGAAGAACAGAAGCCAUUCGAGUAUAAAUUACAGCCUGAAAUUGCAGUCUUUGUUGAUUUAGCUUUGGGUUGUACCAAAGAACCAGCCCGAAGUCUCUGGAUCACCAUGCAAGAUUAUGCUCUUAGUAAAGAUUGGGACAGCGCAACUUUAAGUAAUGAGUCACUUCUGGAUACUGUGUCUAGAUUUGUUCUUGCGGCUCUUCUGAAACACACAAAUUUACUUAGUCAGGCAUGUGGGGAGAGCAGGUAUCAGCCUGGUAAAUCUUUGGCAGAAGUAUAUCGCUGUGUGUACAAAGUUCGAAGUCGUUUGCUGGCUUGCAAGAAUAUGGAACUUAUUCAAACUAGAUCAUCAUCGAGAGACAGAUGGAUUUCAGAAAACCAGGAUUCUGCAGAUGUUGACCCGCAGGAACAUUCUUUUACUCGAACCAUUGAUGAGGAAGCCGAAAUGGAGGAACAAGCAGAGAGAGACAGAGAAGAGGGCCAUCCGGAGCAGGAAGAUGAAGACGAGGAAAGGGAGCAUGAAGUUAUGACAGCUGGCAAAAUCUUUCAAUGUUUCCUAUCAGCCCGGGAAGUAGCUCGCAGCCGCGAUCGAGAUAGGAUGAACACGGGGGCAGGGACGGGGACUCGAGUUGAUGAUCCGCCUCCUCAGUCCCAGCAGGAGCGAAGGGUCAGCACGGACCUGCCGGAGGGGCAGGAUGUUUAUACCGCGGCGUGCAACUCCGUGAUCCACCGGUGUGCCUUGUUGAUCUUAGGAGUGAGCCCCGUUAUUGAUGAGCUUCAAAAGCGGAGGGAGGAAGGCCAGUUACAGCAACCUUCAACGAGUACCCCUGAAGGGGUCGGACUGAUGACUAGGAGUGAAAGUCUUACUGCAGAGAGUCGCUCAGUCCACGCUAGUCCAAAUUAUAGACUGAUCAAAUCGAGGAGUGAAUCUGAUUUAUCUCAGCCAGAAUCAGAUGAAGAAGGUUACUCACUGAGUGGGAGACGAAAUGUUGAUUUGGACCUCGCAUCUUCUCAUAGAAAGAGGGGACCCGUACACAGUCAAGCAGAACCCCUGAGUGACUCCUGGGCUCGUCUAAAACAUAGCCGAGACUGGUUGGGCAGCGCCUCGUAUUCAUUCGAGUCUGAGUUUGACCUCACGAAAUCCCUGGGAGUUCAUACGCUGAUAGAAAACGUCGUCAGCUUUGUGAGCGGAGAUGUGGGGAAUGCCCCAGGCUUUAAGGAGCCAGAUGAAAGUAUGUCUACAAGCCCCCAGGCUUCUAUCAUUGCUCUGGAACAGCAGCAGCUAAGGGCAGAGCUUCGCCUAGAGGCCCUUCAUCAGAUCCUAGUUCUGCUGUCUGGGAUGGAGGAAAAAGGCAGUGCGCCAGCAGUAGGAAACAGACAGGGAACAGGAUUUCAGUCGUCUUCACUCCUUACGUCUGUUAGAAUGCAGUUUCUAGCCGGAUGUUUUGGUCUGGGUACAGUAGGCCAUAUGGGAGCCAAAGGAGAGAGCGUCCGAUUACACCAUUAUCAGGAUGGCAUCAGAGCUGCAAAGAGAAGUAUUCAGAUUGAAAUCCAAGUGGCUGUUCAUAAAAUUUAUCAGCAAUUAUCUGCUACUUUGGAGAGAGCCCUUCAAGCAAAUAAGCAUCAUAUUGAAGCUCAGCAGCGUCUUCUUUUGGUAACCGUCUUUGCUCUAAGUGUCCAUUAUCAACCAGUUGACGUUUCUUUGGCAAUUUCCACUGGUUUGCUAAAUGUACUAUCGCAGCUGUGUGGUACAGACACCAUGCUAGGUCAACCCAUGCAAUUAUUACCGAAAACUGGUAUUUCCCAGCUCAGCACUGCUUUGAAAGUAGCCAGUACAAGACUACUACAGAUUCUCGCCAUCACUACUGGGACGUACGCCGAUCAGUUGAGCCCCAAAGUAGUGCAAUCUUUGCUGGAUCUGCUGUGCAGUCAGUUGAAGAACUUACUGUCACAAGCUGGGGUCUUGCUUUUGGUUUCCUUUGGAGAAGAAGGAGAAGAGGAAGAAGAGGGAGGGGAAGAAAAAAAGGCAGAUUCAAGUGGAGAGAAUGAGAAGAAAGACUUCAGAGCUGCUCUCCGAAAACAGCAUGCCGCUGAAUUACACCUAGGGGAUUUUUUAGUCUUUCUACGGAGAGUUGUUUCCUCGAAAGCUAUUCAAUCAAAAAUGGCAUCCCCUAAAUGGACCGAAGUGCUUCUUAACAUUGCAUCUCAGAAGUGUUCUUCAGGUAUCCCCCUGGUUGGCAACUUAAGGACAAGGCUCCUGGCACUUCACGUUCUCGAAGCCGUGCUGCCCGCUUGCGAAUCUGGUGUGGAAGAUGAUCAAAUGGCUCAGGUGGUGGAGCGGUUGUUUUCCCUUCUGUCGGAUUGUAUGUGGGAAACACCAAUUGCUCAAGCCAAACACGCUAUUCAGAUUAAGGAAAAGGAGCAGGAAAUGAAGUUACAGAAGCAAGGAGAAUUGGAGGAAGAAGAUGAGAACCUUCCAAUUCAAGAAGUGUCUUUUGACCCAGAGAAAGCCCAAUGCUGCUUAGUAGAAAAUGGGCAGAUUUUGACUCAUGGGAGUGGCGGGAAAGGCUAUGGGUUAGGAUCAACUGGAGUCACUUCUGGAUGCUAUCAAUGGAAGUUUUACAUCGUCAAGGAAAAUCGAGGUAAUGAAGGCACAUGUGUUGGAGUCUCUCGCUGGCCAGUGCAUGAUUUUAACCAUCGCACGACCUCCGAUAUGUGGCUGUAUAGAGCCUACAGUGGUAACCUCUAUCAUAAUGGAGAACAGACUCUGACACUGUCCAGCUUUACUCAAGGAGAUUUCAUCACCUGUGUGCUAGACAUGGAGGCCAGAACUAUUUCCUUUGGGAAAAAUGGAGAGGAGCCUAAACUUGCUUUCGAAGAUGUGGAUGCAGCAGAAUUAUAUCCUUGUGUAAUGUUCUAUAGUAGCAAUCCAGGAGAAAAGGUAAAGAUUUGUGAUAUGCAGAUGCGUGGUACUCCAAGGGACCUGCUUCCCGGCGACCCCAUCUGCAGCCCCAUGGCCACAGUGCUGGCCGAGGCCACGAUUCAGUUAAUCCGUAUCCUUCACCGGACGGAUCGGUGGACCCACUGCAUUAAUAAAAAAAUGAUGGAAAGGCUACAUAAAAUCAAGACCUGCGUUAAAGAGACAGGCCAGAAGCUCAAGAAAAGUCGCUCGGUUCAAAGCCGCGAGGAAAGCGAGCAGAGGGAAGAGAGAGAGAGCAGAGAGGAGGAGAAAGGUAAACACAGUAGGCACGGCCUUGCCGACCUCUCAGAACUCCAGCUGAAGACGCUCUGCUUAGAGGUGUGGCCGGUACUUGCCGUGAUAGGCGGAGUUGAUGCCGGUCUUCGAGUCGGAGGCCGGUGCAUCCACAAGCAGACCGGGCGGCAUGCCACGUUACUUGGCGUGGUCAAAGAGGGCAGUACGUCGGCUAAGGUCCAGUGGGAUGAAGCAGAAAUCACCAUCAGCUUCCCAACUUUUUGGUCGCCUAGUGAUACUCCAUUGUAUAAUCUGGAAUCGUGUGAACCGCUGCCCUUUGAUGUUGCAAGAUUUCGGGGACUGACAGCUUCCGUGCUCCUGGAUCUAACGUACCUGACCGGUAUUCAUGAAGACAUGGGAAAACAAAGCGCCAAGCGACAUGAAAAGAAGCACCGCCAUGAAUCUGAGGAAAAGGGGGACAUUGAGCAGAAAACAGAGAGUGACACUGCCCCAGAGGUGCGAUCUGAUGAUGUCAAAGGUCAUGGCGCCACAAGUUCCAAGUCAGAAAAUGAAAUAGCUUCCUUUUCUUUAGAACCGUCACCCCCGGGUAUGGAACCCCAAUAUCAAGUGGUGGAAGGAAAACGAAAAACGAACCAUGAACACACUCCCAAAAACCAUGAUAUAGUACAGUCCGAAAUCAGGGCUGUACAGUUGUCCUAUCUUUACCUUGGGGCUAUGAAAUCUCUCAGUGCUCUUCUCAGUUGCAGUAAAUACGCGGAAUUGCUUCUUAUACCAAAAGUUCUGGCUGAAAACGGCCACAAUUCCGACUGCGCGAGUUCUCCAGUUGUUCAUGAAGAUGUUGAAAUGCGAGCGGCGUUACAGUUCCUGAUGAGGCACAUGGUGAAACGAGCGGUUAUGCGAUCUCCCAUAAAGAGAGCCCUAGGAUUGGCGGAUUUGGAAAGAGCCCAAGCCAUGAUCUACAAGUUAGUGGUCCAUGGUCUUUUGGAGGAUCAGUUUGGUGGCAAAAUUAAGCAAGAAGUUGAUCAACAAACCGAAGAAAAUGAACCAACUCAACAGGCCCAGACUCCAGUUACCACCAGUCCUUCUGCUUCUAGCACCACGUCGUUUAUGAGCAGUUCUCUGGAAGAUACUACUACAGCUACCACCCCAGUAACUGAUACCGAAACAGUGCCUGCUUCAGAGUCACCGGGAGUUAUGCCCCUUAGUCUUCUAAGGCAAAUGUUCUCUAGUUACCCAACUACCACUGUACUUCCUACCCGCCGGGCACAGACUCCUCCGAUAUCCUCUCUGCCAACCUCUCCUUCUGAUGAAGUAGGAAGGAGGCAAAGCCUGACCUCUCCCGAUUCUCAGACUACAAGGCCCUCCAAUCGAACAGCUUUGUCAGAUCCAAGUAGUCGACUUUCAACUUCUCCUCCUCCACCGGCAAUUGCUGUGCCCUUGUUGGAAAUGGGAUUCUCUCUCCGACAGAUUGCAAAAGCCAUGGAAGCCACAGGCGCAAGAGGAGAAGCAGAUGCUCAGAAUAUCACAGUCCUGGCCAUGUGGAUGAUCGAACAUCCCGGGACAGAGGAAGAUGAAGAGCCUCAGUCUGGCAACACCGCGGAUGCCCGGCACGGAGCAGCAAUUUCAGGAAACAGCGGGAAGUCGAAUGAUCCCUGCUAUCUGCAGUCACCUGGGGAUAUACCCUCUGCUGAUGCGGCUGAAAUGGAGGAGGGCUUUAGUGAAAGUCCUGAUAAUCUGGAUCACUCGGAGAACGCAGCUUCUGGAAGCGGCCCUCCCUCCAGAGGGAGAUCAGCAGUAACAAGAAGACACAAAUUUGAUUUAGCGGCUCGGACACUGUUAGCACGAGCAGCGGGGCUAUACCGCUCUGUACAGGCCCAUAGAAAUCAGAGCCGGAGAGAAGGAAUAUCUUUGCAGCAAGACCCUGGAGCACUGUAUGACUUCAACUUAGAUGAGGAGUUAGAAAUCGAUCUUGAUGAUGAAGCAAUGGAAGCAAUGUUUGGACAAGACCUGGCCAGUGAUAAUGAUAUUCUGGGAAUGUGGAUCCCAGAGGUAUUGGAUUGGCCUACAUGGCAUGUCUGUGAGUCCGAAGAUAGAGAAGAAGUGGUGGUCUGUGAGCUCUGUGAAUCCAGCGUGGUGAGCUUCAAUCAGCACAUGAAAAGAAACCAUCCUGGCUGUGGACGGAGUGCUAACCGGCAGGGAUAUCGGAGCAAUGGUUCCUACGUGGAUGGAUGGUUUGGUGGUGAAUGUGGAAGCGGAAAUCCAUAUUACUUGUUGUGUGGCAGUUGCCGGGAGAAAUAUUUGGCUCUGAAGACUAAAUCCAAGGCAUCGACUUCGGAAAGGUACAAAGGACAAGCCCCAGAUUUAAUUGGCAAGCAGGACAGCGUCUAUGAAGAAGACUGGGACAUGCUCGAUGUUGAUGAGGAUGAAAAGCUCACGGGCGAAGAAGAAUUUGAAUUGCUUGCUGGACCUUUGGGUUUAAAUGAUCGUCGUAUAGUACCAGAGCCAGUUCAGUUCCCCGACAGUGAUCCCCUGGGGGCCUCAGUAGCAAUGGUUACUGCCACGAACAGCAUGGAAGAAACACUAAUGCAAAUAGGUUGCCAUGGCUCGAUAGAAAAAUGUUCUUCUGGGAGAAUAACCCUGGGAGAGCAAGCUGCUGCUCUUUUAAACCCACACGACCGUGUAAUGGCUUUAAGAAGAGUGACAGCGGCAGCUCAGGUCCUUUUAGCAAGAACUAUGGUUAUGAGGGCACUUUCCCUGCUCUCUGUCAGUGGUUCCAGUUGCAGUCUUGCCGCUGGUCUUGAAUCCUUGGGCUUAACGGAUAUCCGGACGUUGGUUCGAUUAAUGUGCUUGGCUGCAGCGGGAAGGGCUGGUCUGUCCACAAGUCCUUGCACUCUGGCUAGUUCCUCUGAGCGUUCUCGAGGCGUACACAGCAAGACGAGCAAGCCAAUAUCUUGCCUAGCAUAUCUGAGCACAGCUGUGGGCUGCUUAGCAUCUAAUGCACCUAGUGCUGCCAAACUGUUGGUGCAGUUGUGUACACAGAACCUGAUUUCUGCUGCAACGGGUGUAAAUUUGACCACAGUUGACGAUCCAAUUCAACGAAAGUUUCUGCCUAGUUUUUUGCGAGGAAUUGCAGAAGAGAACAAACUUGUAACCUCUCCCAACUUUGUAGUAACUCAGGCCCUUGUAGCAUUGCUAGCCGACAAAGGAGCUAAAUUGAGGCCUAAUUAUGAUAAAGCAGAAAUUGAAAAGAAAGCAGGCUUUAUUGCCCAAUUGUAUGCCCAUCCUUCCUAUGAUCCUUCUGCUGUAGGCCCUCUGGAACUGGCUAAUGCACUGGCAGCUUGCUGCUUGUCUUCAAGGCUUUCAUCACAACACAGGCAGUGGGCUGCUCAACAGCUUGUGCGGACUCUAGCCGCACAUGAUCGAGACAAUCAAACGAGUCCUCAGACUCUUGCCGACAUGGGAGGAGAUCUUAGGAAAUGCUCCUUGAUAAAGCUGGAAGCUCAUCAGAACAGGGUGAUGACAUGUGUUUGGUGUAAUAAAAAGGGGCUUUUGGCCACCAGUGGCAAUGAUGGCACCAUUAGAGUAUGGAAUGUUACCAAAAAACAGUAUUCAUUGCAACAAACUUGUGUAUUUAACCGACUGGACAGUGAAUCAGAAGAAAGUCUGGGGUCACCGGGUGAUCCAAGCUUCUCACCUGUCUCCUGGAGUAUCAGUGGAAAAUAUCUAGCUGGAGCUCUGGAAAAGGUGGUGAAUAUUUGGCAAGUCAAUGGAGGAAAAGGACUAGUAGACCCUCAACCACACUGGGUGUCUGCGUUGGCUUGGCCGGAGGAGGGUGUGCCUGCAACCUGGUCCGGGGAGUCUCCAGAAUUGCUGCUCGUGGGACGUAUGGAUGGGUCUCUUGGAAUUAUCGAAGUUGUGGAUGCGUCAACCAUGCAUCGGCGGGAACUGGAGCAUUGCUAUCGAAAGGAUGUGUCUGUUACUAGCAUUGCCUGGUUCAGUGAAGACAGGCCAUUUGCGGUGGGGUAUUUUGAUGGUAAAUUGCUGUUGGGAACAAAGGAGCCGCUUGAUAAAGGAGGCAUUGUUCUGGUUGACGCACAUAAGGAGACUAUUGUUAGUAUGAAAUGGGAUCCAACUGGUCAUAUUCUAAUGACUUGUGCCAAAGAAGAAAAUGUGAAACUUUGGGGCCCACUAGCAGGGUGUUGGAGGUGCUUACAAUCCCUCUCCCAUCCAUCUACUGUGAAUGGGAUCGCCUGGUGCCAUCUUCCAGGGAAAGGACCCAAGCUACAACUUUUGGUGGCUACUGGCUGCCAGAAUGGUUUAGUGUGUGUUUGGAGUGUUCCUCAAGACAUAGUGAACAUACUACAGUCCAGUCCAAGUAGUUCAGAAGGCUGGUGGGAUCCAGGGUCAAACUGUAAGGACGGACAUCGGAAAGCCGUGGAAGUGAAGUGUAUCUAUCAGCUCCGGGGACACAUUACCCCCGUUCGAACAGUUGCUUUCAGUUGGGAUGGCCUGGCCCUGGUGUCUGGUGGACUUGGAGGGCUCAUGAACAUUUGGUCCUUAAGGGAUGGUUCGGUGCUGCAGACUGUUGUGAUAGGGUCUGGAGCUAUUCAGACCACAGUAUGGAUCCCUGAUGUUGGGGUUGCCGCUUGUUCUAAUAGAUCAAAGGAUGUUUUGGUGGUGAAUUGCACAUCAGAAUGGAUAGCUGCCAAUCAUGUCCUAGCAACAUGUAGGACUGCGCUGAAACAGCAGGGUAUUUUGGGUUUAAACAUGGCUCCUUGCAUGAGAGCAUUCUUGGAAAGACUGCCUAUAAUGCUUCAGGAACAGUAUGCCUAUGAAAAGCCACACGUAGUUUGUGGGGAUCAGCUUGUUCACAGUCCUUACAUGCAGUGCCUGGCUUCACUUGCUGUUGGACUUCAUCUAGAUCAGCUUCUGUGUAAUCCACCCGUUCCCCCUCAUCACCGGCAUUGCCUCCAUGAGCUCUCAACGUGGAAUCCGACCGAGUGGGCUUGGUUAGAGUGUUUCUCAACGACCAUAAAAGCUGCAGAAGCCCUGGCAAAGGGAGCUCAGUUCCCAGAAUCCUUUACCGUUCCCGAUCUGGAGCCCGUACCAGAAGAUGAGCUUGUACUUCUAAUGGAUAACAGUAAAUGGAUUAAUGGAAUGGAUGAACAAAUUAUGUCUUGGGCAACAUCGAGACCCGAGGACUGGCAUUUGGGAGGCAAAUGUGAUGUCUACCUGUGGGGUGCCGGCCGGCACGGACAGUUGGCUGAGGCCGGGAGAAAUGUCAUGAUCCCCGCAGCAGCACCUUCGUUUUCACAGGCUCAACAGGUUAUCUGUGGUCAAAAUUGUACUUUUGUUAUACAGGCCAAUGGCACAGUGUUGGCUUGUGGAGAAGGUAGUUAUGGUAGAUUGGGACAAGGAAAUUCAGAUGACCUUCACGUUUUGACAGUUAUUUCAGCCUUGCAAGGCUUUGUGGUAACGCAGCUCGUGACUUCCUGUGGCUCUGAUGGGCAUUCCAUGGCCUUGACAGAAAGCGGUGAGGUUUUCAGCUGGGGAGACGGAGACUACGGCAAACUUGGCCACGGGAAUAGUGACCGGCAGCGCCGACCUAGACAAAUAGAGGCCUUACAAGGAGAAGAGGUUGUACAGAUGUCAUGUGGCUUCAAGCACUCGGCCGUGGUGACUGCAGAUGGCAAAAUGUUUACGUUUGGAAAUGGCGACUACGGACGAUUGGGCCUGGGAAACACCUCGAACAAGAAACUUCCCGAGAGAGUGACAGCGUUGGAGGGCUAUCAGAUUGGACAGGUGGCUUGUGGAUUAAACCAUACAUUAGCUGUGUCAACGGAUGGCUCAAUGGUGUGGGCAUUUGGGGAUGGAGACUAUGGAAAACUUGGUUUAGGAAAUUCAACAGCAAAAUCUUCACCACAGAAAGUCGAUGUCCUCUGUGGAAUUGGAAUCAAAAAGGUUGCCUGUGGGACACAGUUUUCUGUUGCAUUGACAAAGGAUGGUCAUGUAUAUACCUUUGGACAGGACCGACUGAUAGGCUUGCCAGAAGGACGUGCUCGAAAUCACAACAGGCCCCAGCAAGUUCCGGUCCUAGCUGGAGUUGUGAUUGAAGAUGUAGCAGUGGGAGCGGAGCAUACUUUAGCCAUAACAUCCACAGGAGAUGUGUAUGCCUGGGGUAGUAAUUCCGAAGGGCAGCUUGGAUUGGGCCAUACAAACCAUGUCCGAGAGCCGACGUUAGUAACAGUUCUGCAAGGGAAGAACAUUCGACAGAUUUCAGCCGGCCGCUGUCACAGUGCUGCUUGGACUGCUCCUCCUGUUCCUCCUAGAGCCCCAGGUGUAUCGGUGCCUUUACAGCUCGGUUUACCAGAUGGCAUUCCACCCCAGUACGGUGCUCUGAAGGAAGUGAGCAUUCAUACAGUCAGAGCCAGGCUUAGACUGCUGUACCACUUCUCGGAUCUCAUGUACUCUUCGUGGAGGCUACUUAAUCUCAGCCCCAAUAAUCAGAACAGCACAUCUCAUUACAGUGCCGGAACGUGGGGGAUCGUCCAGGGGCAGCUCAGGCCACUGCUAGCCCCCAGAGUGUACACUCUGCCCAUGGUGCGCUCCAUAGGAAAAACUAUGGUUCAGGGCAAAAACUAUGGACCACAGAUUACUGUGAAAAGAAUAUCGACCAGAGGUCGGAAGUGUAAGCCCAUUUUUGUACAAAUUGCAAGACAAGUGGUAAAACUGAACGCGUCCGAUCUUCGCCUGCCCUCCCGGGCCUGGAAAGUGAAGCUGGUCGGAGAGGGAGCCGAUGAUGCUGGGGGAGUGUUUGAUGACACCAUUACCGAGAUGUGCCAGGAACUUGAAACUGGGGUAGUAGAUCUCUUUAUUCCUUCCCCUAAUGCAACUGCGGAAGUGGGCUACAACAGGGACAGGUUCCUUUUUAACCCUUCCGCCUGCUCAGAUGAACAUCUAAUGCAGUUUAAGUUCUUGGGGAUUCUGAUGGGCGUUGCCAUUCGUACCAAGAAGCCUCUAGAUCUUCACUUGGCCCCCAUGGUCUGGAAACAACUGUGCUGUAUCCCACUUACUCUGGAGGAUCUAGAGGAAGUGGAUCUGCUCUAUGUGCAGACCCUUAACAGCAUUCUUCACAUUGAAGACAGUGGGAUCACUGAAGAGAAUUUCCAUGAGAUGAUUCCUCUUGAUUCUUUUGUUGGGCAGAGUGCUGAUGGCAAAAUGGUUCCCAUAAUCCCUGGUGGGAACAGCAUCCCGCUAACAUUUUCCAACAGGAAAGAGUACGUGGAGAGAGCUAUCGAGUACAGGCUCCAUGAAAUGGAUCGGCAGGUGGCGGCAGUGCGAGAGGGAAUGUCUUGGAUCAUCCCUGUCCCCUUGUUAUCCCUUCUCACCGCAAAGCAGCUGGAGCAAAUGGUCUGCGGGAUGCCCGAGAUCUCUGUGGAGGUCCUAAAAAAAGUUGUGCGGUACCGCGAAGUUGAUGAACAACACCAGUUAGUGCAGUGGUUUUGGCACACCUUGGAAGAGUUCUCCAAUGAGGAGAGAGUCCUUUUCAUGAGGUUUGUGUCUGGAAGAUCUCGCCUGCCGGCCAACACAGCCGACAUCUCCCAGCGAUUCCAAAUAAUGAAGGUUGAUAGGCCUUACGACAGCUUGCCUACCUCACAGACCUGUUUCUUUCAACUGAGGCUUCCACCUUACUCCAGUCAGCUAAUCAUGGCAGAGCGUUUGCGCUAUGCAAUCAAUAACUGCAGGUCUAUAGAUAUGGACAAUUAUAUGCUGUCACGCAACGUGGACAAUGCAGAGGGCUCAGACACAGAUUACUAGUCUGUGAACAAAAUCAUCUAUCCACCACAAAAUAAUGCCCAUCUCCAAUUCAAUGUUGACAGUUUUAUGGUAACCAUAGUUGUUUUAGGAGCAUAAACCAAUAUUUUAAGCAGUGGCCACAUUUAGUUACUCUAAAUGUAACAAAAAAAUUAGAUGUUUUUAUUUUUCUGUGACUGUAAAAAAAAAAAAAGGCAGAAGAAGUGCUCUCAGUAAGGUUUUUUUUUUUUCCCUCCAUAUUUUGGUCACUUUUGAUAAGUUUGCAUGGAGCCAUUUUGGUGCAUUUGGGGCGGGGGUGGGUGGGGGGGAGAG